This is a messenger RNA of Colletotrichum paranaense, 537 nucleotides long. RefSeq lists its product as uncharacterized. Bases 1 to 537 code for a protein of 178 amino acids. The record is from RefSeq and is a predicted model, not a curated record. The transcript has a single exon. Lineage: Eukaryota; Fungi; Ascomycota; Sordariomycetes; Glomerellales; Glomerellaceae.
AUGGCCUACACUCUGUACGACGCCUCCGUCCCCCUCCUCCUUGCGGGUCUUAACUCGCUCCUUAACAUCAUCACCAAGGCCGAGGAGUACGCCAAGGAAAAGUCCAUUGACGCCAAGGAGAUUCUCGACUGGAAGCUGGCGGAUGACAUGCUGCCCUUCAGCUUCCAGUUCUUCGUCGCGGCCGACUGCGCCAUCAAGAUCGUCGCCCGCGUUCAGGGCACAGAGCCCGAGGCCCUGGGCAGGGAGUUCGCCAGCCUCGACGACCUGCGCCAGCGCGUCGAGCACACCAUUGCCAUCGUCAAGGCCGCCGACCCCAAGACAUUCGAGGCUCGCACCGAUGCCCUCGUGCCCCUUGGACUCGGCUUCGGCAAGGGCGAGGUGCAGAUCAAGGCCCGCGACUACCUGGUCGCCUACGGAAUGCCCAACUUCUUCUUCCACAUUUCCACGGCCUAUGGCAUCCUCCGCGCCAAGGGCGUUCAGAUCGGCAAGGGCGACUACCUCACUCCCUUUUCGGCUCCUAUCACGCAGCAACAGUAA